UUGUUGCUGUUGCCUGAAGCGGUCACUGCUCUCUGUUUUCCUUCUAGAAGUUAGAAAAACAAUAUUUCAGAGCACUCUCCCUGCAUUUCUCGGUAUUUUACUUAACCUGCGGCGGCGCCUCAGGAUCUCGUGGAGUGGCGAAACUUCCCUGGACUUAGAGAAAAACAAGCCGAGAGGAGGCAAGGGGGUAGGACGUUGCUGGAAACCUCUUUGGGAAGCUGGAGACCUUCUCGGGAUGCCUGUCUUACUCUCCUCCAGCCGCUAUUCAGAUGUUCCCGGGCCAGGGCAGCUCCCUGCCCCGGCGUGUCCGCACUGAGCGGCUCCGAGGGGCGCGGAGAGCCGCGGUGCCGUGAGGGCAGCCCGGGAGCGCCUCAGGCUCUGCCCGUGUCCCAAAGGUCCCGCAGGGCCCGGGGAUGCCGCACCUCGCUCUCGCUAUGCCCCUGAGCCGUCCCGCGCUGGAGUUGGCUGUCAGAGAAACCUUGGAGGUCCCCUGCUCAGCCCCGGUAGUGUCAUGAGUUAGAUUAGUUGGAGCUGUGCUGGGGGCGGUGAGGGCUUGGAUUACAGUCCAGAACUCAAAGUGCUUCGGUGGUUCACGUCGGAGGGGAGAGGAGACGCCCCGUCGCACACAUGGAGGAAAAAGAGAAAAAACGCUGCCUUUGGAAGUGAGGGGGAAGAAAGGAGGCCGGGAACAUGGACUCGGAGUCACUGGACGGCUGCAUUCAGAGCACGUUAUCAGCACUCUACCCUCCAUUCGAGGCUACCGCAGCCACUGUGCUGUGCCAAGUUUUUGAUGUGGUGGAGAAGACGUACCGUGGGGAUGGACUGCACUACCUCAUAGACUUCCUGAUUCCAGCCAAGCACAUCCUGCAGUGCAUUCAGCAGGAUGCCUGUGCUCCGUACUGCGGGUUGCUGUUUCGCCAUGCGGGAUGGCCCCUGUGCAUUCAGGACAAGAUUGUAAUCCAGCUCGCUUCCAUUGACUGGCAAAUCCUCAAGCCUGGUGACUUCUACCUGCAGGUGGUCCCCUCUGUGAAGAAGCCUCCACGAAUUGUAUUGAAAUGUUUGGCAAAAGAUAAGCAUAAUGUAGAAGAAGUGGUGAUUCCUGAAGUUUCAUAUACCUCUAUUUUUACUCUGGAAUGGUUGAGUACGUUCAAUGGAGAGCGGAUGGGCAUAGCACUGGAAAAUUGUUUACUGACCACUGAUGAGAAAAUAUUUCGUGUCCCUUGGGAUAAAGUGGUUAAUCCUGAAUUUAUAAAUAAACCAAAAAUAAUUGAAAACAAUAUCAUCUCUCCAGAAAUAACAGAGGAACGUUCAAUUUUGUGCCUCCCCACUGACCAUACUGAGUGUGGUUCACCAGACCUGAGGUCUCAGUAUCUGCAGGAACUAAGCUCAAAUCGAGACAACCCUGUGAUUAGCAGCACUGCUCCACAGUUAAAUGAAGCUCUGGUCAAUGGUGUCUGUACGAGUCCUGUGACUCAGGAGAACUUGGAAAGUGACCUUGAAGGGGAGUACGUUGAGCUGGCAGAAGUUUCACUGCCCAGGUUUGGGCCACAAACAGGAUCUGUAACACAGUCGCUGGCAUUAAGUUAUUUCACUCAGCCCAGGGCACGAGUGAAUGAGUCUAAAGGCAAGCACAGGUUUAUUGUCAUACAAGACAGCACCUACUCCAAGAACUUAAUUCAUUCAGCACUUAUGCAGAAAGAGCACUGUCAAAUGGACACUCUGAGCACUUCUCCAGAAGUUCUCAAAAAUGUUACUCCGUUGGAAGGCAGCAAAAUGAUGGCACAUGGAGAACUGUCCCCAGAAGGUCAGCUGAUAGCAGCUGAUCCUGGAAGCAUGGGUGAUAACUUCCCUGUGGCUGAGCCUCCUGCUUGCCGUGCAGAAGAUUCCUCUGCAGAGUGCGAGGCUCGCAGUGAGCGAUCCGCUCUGUGCAGCUACACUGAUGUGUGUGCUGGAGAUGCUGCCAGCUGCAAGGCACGAGUGCCUGGUGCCCCUGGAAACGUGGAGGGACAAAGGGAUGGAGCUAGUGAGAAUGCUGGUGUUGAAACAUUGGAGCAGAGCCCAGAAGUGACUCUAGAUGCUACUGCUGCUAAAGAGGAAGUGAUGCUGGGAGUACACACAGAACCACUGACUGAGGGGCAAAAGGAGGUGACACUGAUGGAUGCUUCUUCUGUACCUGUCCUGGGGCCUUUGGGACCAUGUUGCACACUAAAGGAAGCCUCUGAUGUCUCUUGCCAGUUUGUCAAUGGAAGUGUUGAGCCAGUUCAGGUCACUACAUUGCCUGAGAAUUCAGAUGUAGGUGGGGAGAGAGGCUCUCCUUCAGGGAACACAGCAGAUGUAAGCGCUUGCUGCAGUGAUAAUGAGGCAAAUUCUCCAUUAAAUCCUCCAGAAGAGAGCCAAGGAGAUGUUGAUGGAUUUGAGGUGGGAAGAAGGGAGAGCCAAGAGGAAGUGAAAGAGUCUAAAGAAAUGUUGACUGUAAAUGAAAAUCAGACUAGUCACAGUCACUGUUCUGUGAAAGCCUCAGCAGAUGGAACCUUGUCAGAUGGUGAAGAACAAGAGCAUAAAAAGGCUGAAGAAGCCAUACCACUCAAAACUGCCCAGUCAGCAGAGGAGAAUCAGAUGGCAGAACAAUUAAAUAACAGUGACUUGUUGGCUCCCAGUGCACAAGAGGAAGAUUCAAGUCUGUUCGAAACCCAGAGGUCUGGAGGGACGUUUGAGGAACCACAAAGACCGGUGGAAAACCAUGGCAGUGAAAGUGAAGAGAACUCUCUGCUGAACCAGGAGCAUGUUGCAACACAGGACUUGCAGGGACAGGUGGAGAACCAGGGAAGUUGUUCUUACAGGGAAAGGUUGAAGACUACAGCCUCAAAAACACUGGAAUCCAUUGAGGAGGAAUUGGAGGGUGAACCACUGUCCUCAGAACCUGCUGAGGGGCGUACAGAGCCUGCCACUCUGCACUCCCAGCCAGAGGCAUCGUCGGGGGCAUCACCUCCUAAAGGGAUGGUGCCAGAAGAGACAGAGAUGAGAAAAGAGGCAACUGGCACAGGUGUGUUGAAAGCAGUGAGUAAAAGCAGUGCCCUGGAGGAAAGUUCACCUCCUGUUACUCCCCCGACAUCCCCAAGUUCUGGAAGUGCCUGGGGUGGUCACUUUGCACGUACCAUGGCCAGGGAUGUGAACCCAGAAGUGCUCAGGAGUGGAGUUGCCUACCUGCCUGGUACGAGAGACAAAUCGGGGCGUGCAGUGGCCAUAAUAACAGCAAGGAGCACGGCCUGGUUAAACCCCCACUGCAACACCACUGAGCUGGUGCGCCUGCUUCUGUACUUGCACAGCAUCCCAAGACCAGAGUGUCAGGCUUUGGGUCUGACUGUUCUUGUGGAUGCUCGUCGCUGUUCUCCCGUCCCUGCUCUCUUCAAGGCGUUCAGCGCGUUGCAGGAGAUGGAUCCUCACUGUAUUCAUGGAGUCCUGCUUCUGGUUGAAAAAGAUCUGACUUUUCGGAUGGAGAAGCCACCAGCAGGGCAGUUUGAACUUCUCACCUCCAUGAAAUCCCUCCACAAGCACAUAGACAGCUCCCAGCUGCCUCUGGAGCUGGAAGGGACCUUCCCAUACUGCCACCAGAGCUGGCUGAGCUUCCGCAGGAAGCUGGAAUACUUGCUACAGCAAUGCCAGGGUGUUUGUGCCUUCCUUCAGGGAGCUAUUAAUAAAGUGGAAUCCACAAAAUUACCAAGAAAGGCUGAGGAUGCAGCUGUGCUGCUGAGGAAUUCAAGGCAGUUGAUGAAGAAUGUUCUGGAAGAUGCAAGUUUGGUCAGGGUGCAGCAGGAGGGCGGAGCGCUCCUCGCCAGACUGGGGAAGGAGGCGUCCUGUGUCACCCUCACCCAAGACUACAGAGAUGCACUGGAUGCUGCCAGCGUGCUCUACAAUCAGGUUGAUGAGGGCGUUCACCGCCUGGUGAUGCUGUCAAACAAGCGCAUCCAGGAGCUGGAGCUGGUGAUGGAGUUCGAGAAAGUGGAAGAGUGUUUUAAGGAGGUCAGCAGUUGGAUUGAGAAUGUUGGCAGAAAACGGCUAAAGGAAACUGUCAACCUGGAUGAUUCUUUGGAGAUGCUGCUUCAAGCACAAAAGCAGUUCAAGGAGUUUGAUCUUGUUGCCAGUGAAUAUUGCAGAAGGGGACAGGAAGCAUUAAAGAAGAUGAAUCAAUGGGAAGAUCUUUCCUUUGUGGAUGUGCAUUCUUACAGGGUAAAGCUGCAGACCUACGAAGAUGAGCUGGAGGAUUUCUGCACCCAGCUGGAUGAAACAAGGCACAGAGUCUGUGAAACAGUCAGGCUGUAUGAAUUCUUUGACAAGGCGUACGAGUGGGCCUUGGAAGGGAUGCGACACCUUGCCUGUAUCAGCAUGGAGGACUGCAACUCUCCUGAGCACUGUGCAGAUGUCAUCAAGUGCCUGGAGAGUUACAAGGGGCAGCACCCGGACAUCAGUGCUGCCCGGUUCCAGGAGAUGAAGGAGCUGGCCUGUGAGCUGAAGAGUGACAAGGGGCUCAAGCAGUGGAAAUUCGCAUGGUCUAAGUGCCAGGAGACCAAGUUGGUUUUUGAAAAGAAACUGGAAGCAGCCUUGAGAACAAGGAAGUCUCUGCUGUCAGACCGCAACCCAGCUGUGGGGGAGCAGCCCCAGGCUGGCAGUGAGAGUGGCACUCUGUCCCACCGGAGGCACUCUGAGGGGGCCACCUCCAGGUCCCACUGGGACAGGACUCCGAGCACAUCUCAUGGCUACAACAGAAGCAACAGCUGUCUGGAGUGGACUAGGGAGAAAGCUCCCUCACCCUCCCUGAGCUGCCCUGGAGAUGUCGAUGCUGGGGAAGUUUUUGUCUGCCCAGCUCCUCUCAGCCCUGGUACUCACUCCAGCAGAAUUUCUUUCGCCAGCAGGGCUUGUAAGUCUUCAGUGCUGCCUGAAGAAAAGCCAAACCUGGAGAGCAUUUUAGAAGCCCCAGAAGUGAGGCAGUCUUCUACAUCCACUCCAGUCCCUGGGAAGCUGCCUCCCGGGAAGGUGCUCCGGAAGGCCCAAAGCUUUGACCUGCCUUAUGGUGAGAGCCUGUGGGCCAGCUGCCAGAGGAGCGAGCCGGCCCGGUACGGCAACACCGGCGUCUUCAUCAAGGGGCUGGAGGUGAGCAGCACUGAGCUGGUGGACAGGACAUUCGCUCUGAGGCAGCCAGCUGUGAGCAGCUGGGCUGCAGACUGCCUGCUGGAAGGACAGAGGGGCUGCCUCUCCGGGGCAGAAGCCAAGAGCUGGGGCAGCAAACUGCGGCACAUCAUCGAUGAGAUGGUGACCACGGAGCGGGAGUACGUGCGCUCGCUCCGCUACAUCAUCGACAGCUACUUCCCCGAGAUGGAGCGCCUGGACCUGCCGCAGGACCUGCGCGGGAAGCGCAGCGUCAUCUUUGGAAACCUGGAGAAACUCUAUGACUUCCACAGCCAGUACUUCCUUCGAGAGCUUGAGAGCUGCUGCAACCACCCACUGAGGGUCAGCCACUGCUUCCUGCGACACAAAGACCAGUUUGGAAUGUAUGCGCUGUAUAGCAAGAACAAGCCAAAGUCAGACUCGCUGCUGGCCAGCCAUGGGAAUAACUUCUUCAAGUUCAAGCAGGUGCAGCUGGGGGAUAAGAUGGACCUGGCCUCCUACCUGCUGAAACCCAUCCAGCGGAUGAGCAAAUAUGCUCUGCUCCUGAAGGACCUGAUCAAGGAGUGCAGCGAGGCACAGGAGCAGGAGCUGGGCUAUCUCCGUGCUGCUGAGGAGAUGGUGAAGUUUCAGCUCCGGCAUGGAAAUGACCUGCUGGCCAUGGAUGCCAUCCGUGACUGUGAUGUAAACCUGAAGGAGCAGGGGCAGCUGGUGCGGCAGGACGAGUUCACCAUCUGGCUGGGCCGCAGGAAGUACCAGCGACACAUCUUCCUCUUUGAGGACCUCAUCCUCUUCAGCAAGCCCAAGAGGAUCGAUGGUGGCUUUGAUGUGUAUAUCUACAAGCACUCCUUCAAGACUGCAGACAUUGGUCUGACUGAGAACUGUGGAGACAGCGGCCUGCGCUUUGAGAUCUGGUUCCGAAGGCGGAAGUCCAGUGACACCUACAUCCUCCAGGCCAGCUCAGCUGAGACUAAGCAGGCCUGGACCAGUGACAUUGCCAAAAUCCUGUGGCAGCAGGCAGCCCGCAAUAAAGGUGUGAUUCCUUCCUGGAAUUCCUUCUGUGCCGCAAAAGAAAUCCGUAUGCAGGAGAUGGUCUCCAUGGGUGUGGGUAACAAGCCUUUCCUGGAUAUCAAACCCAGUGAGGCAGCUAUUAAUGACCGUGCUAUCGAUUACAUCAUGAAAGGCAGAGGUGCCAGGACCAGAGCCUCAAUUGCAGUGUCUCUGUUUGACCAUUCCAACCCCUUCAAGAGGACACAGACGCAGCUCUCCACUGGCAGCACCCCCACUGCCUAUUCCCCUUCCUCCUCCUCCUCCCUUCUGGGGCCCCUCAACCUCCACAUGUACCUGGACCAGGCUCUGCUGCCAGGGGUCCUGGCCCCCAGACGUCCCUUUGACAUUGGCACUUGCAUCGAGGAAGAUGAGCUGGAGCACGAGACGAGCAGCCAGCCCUCAAUGACAACAGAGAGCUCAGAGUCAUCGCACUGCAUGUCAGCCACGGGCUCCAGCGGCUCCGACAGUGGCUGUGUCUCCAACAUCCCACAAGAAAGCUUCUGUGAAGACAUGGGCUCACCCCCUUACAUGCCCGUAGCCCCACAGCACAGCUCUGCCAUGGAGGGCAGACCCAGGUUCACAAACAGCCAGUACAUUUCUGCAGUAAGUGCAAGCAGCCAAAACACUCUUUUGACUUUGCCUGCUCCUGUACCUGCCUCCCCAGUUCAAGCCACUGCCUCUCACAGGGGGACCGAAGAUGCUGCUUUAGGGCUUGGGGUGACUGUGGGGAAGUGACAUUUCCUCCUGCAGAGACUUGGCCCCUCUGGGGCAGGUGAGAGCCUCUGGUGCAGGAGCCACCCCUGCAGUGGCCAGGAUCCCUGAGGAGAUGAGCUGGAAAGGACCUGCAGUCCUGGAGUGCUGGAGGCUGCACAAGGAGAUGUUGCACAAACAGGAGCUAUAAUGCUGCCAUGGGCUGGGGUACAUAUGUAACCUCCUGGAGUGGCUGGAGCUCUGCUGCACCUGCUGCCAAGCUCCUUUCCUGGGAGGUUUGGGCCUUUUUUGGGGAAUGAUGAGGGAGUACUGGGAACCUGUUGCUCUGAGAUGUUGGUGUGUUCCUGAGAGUUCUCAGCUGCUUCCCUUCCCACUAGAUCCUGUCCUGAUGCUGUUGUCCUCUAACCCCCCUACUAACACUGGCUUCUCUCUUCUGCAGAAAGCAGGCCAGGUCACCAUAAGUCCCUCAAGAAUAGUGUGAGCCCCUCGGCCCCGCCUCAGGAAGUGGAGUUGUUGUUUGAUUGCCAUUUCAAACUCACUGAAGACCCCAGGCCUCUGACCAGCAGAAGGACACAGUCUUCAUCCUUCAAGAUAUUUUUUGCCCAUUAUCAGGCUCUUUCAAACAGCCCAAAACUUGACCUCUGCCUGAGGCGAAGUCCCAGGAAGGCUUCUGUCAACUAAAUGUAAUAGCUUUGGUGUUGGAUGGGACCUUGGGCAUUUAAAGCUCGUUAGCCCUAUAUUUAUAAGUAAUAAGUAACAUAGCAGUUUGGGAAAAAAAAAAAAAGUAUUAUUUUUAAAGCUAUGAGUUGUACAGAUUUUUAUUACAAGUGACUCUGUUACUAUUUGUUGUGUAAGCUGCACAUUUUAUAAAGUUUUUGGAAGGGCAUGAAGAGAAAUUGAGGUAUUUAAAAAAAGUAGUCUAACUUUCUGUUUCAGGGUUAUAGUGACCUGAAGCUCAAGAUUUAACGUCCUUCCUUAUGUUCUAAAUAUGUCUAUCGUAGCAAUAAUUUAUUUCCUUGGCUUAAUACUUCCAUGCUAAUAAAAGCAAUUUCAUUGUUAUGAAUUGUUUCUUCAGAUGGUUCUUCCAGUGCCUUGGUGCUGAGCUAAUCUCUCUCAUAACCAUCUGUCAGCUCUGCCACUCUGCCUGUGCCACCUCUGCUCUGACUGCCAGCUCCCCCUGUAAAUCCUCAGUGCAUUCACCAGAGAAGGGGGAGAUGCCCAGGCAGAGACUCCCCUGGUGCCAGUGGGAGGCUGACCCAGGGAGGAGCAGCCAGCAGAGGUGUCAGUAGGAGUGAGGAAGAGGGAGCUGUGUCUGGUGGAGCUCAGGAGGCACCAAAAUUCCUGGCUCUAAUUUUAGCCACUUGCCCCCAUAGCUGCUGUGCCAGUGCAAGUUCCUCUCUUGCCCUGCUGGCUCAGGUUCCAGUGGCUUAGUUCAGGUUCCAUUGUGCUUUGUCCUGGCUGUGCCCCUGGUUUUGGGCUGACAGGGACUGGCUCCUUGCUUCAUCUCUGACUCAGCCCCUCUUCUGGUACUUCAGUCCCACUGUUGUGGCUUGUUUGAGGAGCUUUGGAUGUGCUGGCAUUCGAGACCAACAGGUUUUGAGUGUAAUGGCUUGAUCAUAAUGCUGAACCUUAAGUGGAUGUUGUUUAAGUAACACAGCAUAACUGGAGGACAAACGAGCCCUGUGUUCCAAGGUGGCUUUUUCAUGAGUAACAUCCAAGGUCACUGUGUGGCUGUGACACUCUCCCUCUGUUCUUGGACAAAAUGAAAAUUAGCAUUUCUGGAAACACUUGGCUGCCAAGUUCCUGUUUACUCCUGGUUUGUGCAGGGCUGUAAAUCAGCUCCUGCAGGUGUGGGAGAAGUGCUACAUUUGGCCUGAGGAAGAGGAUGGAGUAGUAAUUUAUUUAACUGCAAUUUUCUCCCCUUGGCAGACAUGGGUGUUACACCCCACAGCCACCCUGGAGACAGUGUUCCUUCAAGUUUGGAAAUUCCUGUACUGUAUGUAAAACACUUGUUUAUUUUUAAUAAGCUGGAUGUUUUUAAACCUUGUUCUUUUUUUAGAAAGCAAGGAAAAUGCAUUUGACACCUUUGUACAAAAUAGCGUGGGAAACAGUUAUACAGGGAAUAUUUUACAAGUUACUAUUUUGAGAUAAUUGCUGGGUUAAUGCAAAGUUUCUGGACUGUCAAGACAACAAUAGCUCAUGUCACAAGAGGGAGAGAAGUUACUAAUGCAACAAGAGGAACAUGAAACGUCUGGAAUUUCUCAGUUUCAAAGGUUUCUAAAUUGCUGGACAAACCUUUAGUAUUGUUUACCUGACACUCUUUCUUCAGGGUUUGAUUGAUUUGUCUAAUAAAGGUUAUUUUCUUUAUAUGAAUCUU
This is a messenger RNA of Zonotrichia albicollis (white-throated sparrow), 9298 nucleotides long. NCBI's taxonomy places the organism in Eukaryota, Metazoa, Chordata, Aves, Passeriformes, Passerellidae. The record is from RefSeq and is a predicted model, not a curated record.